CCGGCGGGAGGAGGAAGAGAGUACGGGACCCGAGCCCCCGGGGGCGGAGACCGUCUCCCGGAGCAAAGCCGCGCGGUCCGCGCCGAGCCUCGGGACAAUGGGGCCGCGGCAGCUGCUGCUCGUCGCCGCGGGCCUGAGUCUGUGCAACCCUUUGCUGUCGGCCCGCACUCGAGGCCGCAAGCCAGAGUUAAAAGCAACAAACGCUUCUGUGGAUCCCCGGUCAUUUUUUCUCAGGAAUUCCGAUGAUAAAUUUGAACCCAUCCCAGACAUGGACUCUGAGGAGAAAAAUGAAAGUGGGCUACCUGGAGACAGAUUGAGCCCCAUCAAUGCCAGCCGUCCUCUUCAGAAUCGGCCCCCUGUGUACAUCUCGGAAGAUGCCUCUGGAUACCUGACCAGCGCCUGGUUGACUCUCUUUGUCCCCUCCGUCUACACUGGCGUGUGUGCAAUAAGCCUCCCUCUGAAUAUCAUGGCCAUCGUUGUGUUCAUCUUGAAGAUGAAGAUCAAGAAGCCGGCCGUGGUGUACAUGCUACACCUGGCCUUGGCCGAUGUGCUCUUCGUGUCCGUGCUCCCGUUUAAGAUCAGCUAUUACUUUUCUGGAAGCGACUGGAAAUUUGGGUCUGAGAUGUGUCGCUUUGUCACUGCGGCCUUUUACUGUAACAUGUAUGCUUCCAUCAUGCUCAUGACAGCCAUCAGCAUUGACCGGUUUCUGGCUGUGGUGUAUCCCAUGCAGUCUCUCUCCUGGCGUACGAUGAGGCGGGCGUCCUUCACCUGUAUAGUCAUCUGGGCUCUGGCCAUCGCGGGGGUGGUGCCUCUUCUCCUCAAGGAGCAAACCACCCAGGUGCCGGGGCUCAACAUAACCACCUGCCAUGACGUGCUCAAUGAAACCCUGCUCGAGGGCUAUUACGCGUAUUACUUCUCGGCCUUCUCUGCUGUCUUCUUUUUUGUGCCGUUGAUCAUUUCCACAAUCUGUUAUGUGUCUAUCAUUCAGUGUCUUAGCUCUUCCACAGUCGCCAACCGGAGCAAGAAAUCCCGGGCUUUGUUCUUGUCCGCUGCUGUUUUCUGCAUCUUCAUCAUUUGCUUUGGACCCACAAACAUCCUCCUGAUUCUGCAUUACGCGUUCCUUUCUCCUGACCCCACCACAGAGGCCGCCUACUUUGCCUACCUCCUCUGUGUCUGUGUCAGCAGCAUCAGCUGUUGCAUUGAUCCCCUGAUUUACUAUUAUGCUUCCUCUGAGUGCCAGAGGUACCUCUACAGCAUCUUAUGCUGCAAAGAAAGUUCUGAUCCCAGUAGCAGCAGCGGUCAGUUGAUGGCAAGUAAAAUGGAUACCUGCUCUAGCAACCUGAAUAACAGCAUAUACAAAAAGCUGUUAACUUAGGAAAGGGCUGCUGGAGGGUUACAAAGAAAAGUUUUAAAAAGCAAAGAACCUGAGGAUGCUAUUAGUCCUGCCCCAAAAGUAUUUACUUUACCAUCCUAAACGACGAAUGUGUGAUUUGCAUGCCUCCUUCUUAAGAGGGCCAUUAAGGACAUAUAUUUGUUAGUUACAGAAAAAGAUAUCAUGAAUAGAAAACAGUGUUAUUCCAAGGCAAUAUUGCCAGUGCUACAAUAAUAACUGAAUGUUACUUGUCGAUACAUUUAGGUGACUUGCAUACAUAUGUUGUAUAUAUACUCACACACUUGUCUCAGUUGCCAUGCAGUAUGGAACAGGCACUUGGAAGCCCUCUUUUUACCCCAAGAGAUUAGGAAAAUAAACUCUGAUUCUCUGAUUUAAUAUGCAAAUUUCCGGUUGGCAGAGUUUAGCCCUGAAUAUCUGAAGAUGUCCAUCAGUAGUGAGGGAUUCUGUAGUUUGGACUUACACAGCUUUUGCAAAUAAGUUUAUUUUGAAAUUGUUCAACAGCUUGAGGUUAUUGAGAGAUAAGAGUGCUAUUUGUGUGUGAAAAAAACGUUCUACUGUUUUUCAUUUUAAACAUAUCAAAGUUUGCAUUCUUGAUAUGAGUAGCAUGUUUGAUGUUUUACACACUGUAUAUGUAAACCAGAAAUGAGCAUAGGUCCCACCAGUGACCUGAGGUUGCCUUUCAAAGUAACCUGCCCUGGAUGGAGGACGCCAAGCAGUACUUACAAGGCAGGGUUGGUCCAGACACCCUCCAGCUGUGCCUCCCAGAGAGUGGAGGGAUCGGGACACACUUGCUCUCUCUCCUGGGGUCCCUUUGGGGGUUUGCUCUGAGUGGAUCAUGUUUAGUAGAAACUGGCAGAGGAGGAUGUGCUAUCCCAGGAGAUAAUGACUAUGAAAGACUUCUCUGCCCGUUCAUUUUAAGAACAGAGAAAGCAUGUUCACUUCCAGCAGUUAUCCUGCAAGGUCCAUUCUCAGACGGAAGCACCCAUUCAGCAAGCAUGAAUACCCAUUAUGUGCUUCGGGCACUCUGAUGGUGCUGGGCAAUAGCGUUGGAUAAGGCUAGGACCUGCCCUCAAGGCUUAUUGAUGAAAAUAUACUUCCUAUAUUAUAUUGUGAUAUAUAGGACCUGUCCUCAAGAAUAACAAAGUAGCCCUGGCUGGUUUGGCUCAGGGCUAGAGCAUCAGCCUGCGGUCCAGAGAGACCCGGGUUUGGUUCCCGCUAAGGGCACGUACCUCGGUUG
Molossus molossus (Pallas's mastiff bat) is the source of this 2630-nucleotide messenger RNA. It is a transcript of the gene F2R, whose product is annotated as coagulation factor II thrombin receptor. Gene Ontology annotation, cellular component: membrane. Gene Ontology annotation, biological process: positive regulation of Rho protein signal transduction; thrombin-activated receptor signaling pathway; phospholipase C-activating G protein-coupled receptor signaling pathway. The record is from RefSeq and is a predicted model, not a curated record. Gene Ontology annotation, molecular function: thrombin-activated receptor activity. The transcript has 2 exons. Bases 98 to 1375 code for a protein of 425 amino acids. Lineage: Eukaryota; Metazoa; Chordata; Mammalia; Chiroptera; Molossidae.